UGACUCUUCAGCCCAACCAAAAUACGGAGUUAAGUUUCAAUAUGGCGUCUUAAGGAAAAGUUAUAACUUUCUAUUUUAUCGUAGAGAUCGAGAUCUAACCUUUUUUAAAAAAUAGUACACUAUGUUCCUAAAGAAACAUGGAUCUGUGAACUAUCAUAAUCGGUGCAGAUUUUUUUUUUCAUUGAAUGAUUUUAGUUUGAAUAAAUAACUUAUACAAUGCUUAUCGGCUCCUUUCCUUCUGUUCUGGAACUGGAAGAUGAGCCUCCCUUAGUUCAAGCUUGUUUCCAUGGAGAUCCCGAUGAAGUGCGAGCUCUUUUGUACAAACGGGAAGAUGUUAAUUACCAGGAUGCUGAAAAGCGAAGUCCUCUUCAUGCUGCUGCUUACUGCGGUGAAGCGGAGAUAGCAGAGCUUUUGAUUAUGAGUGGAGCAAGAGUCAACACCAAGGACAACAAAUGGCUGACACCACUACAUAGAGCGUGCUGUGCCAAAAGUGCUGUAAGCCUGGAUAUAGAGACUGUUGAGAAACUGUUAUGUCAGGAUGCAGAUGUAAACGCCAGGGAUAAAAACUGGCAGACUCCCCUUCAUGUUGCUGCUGCCAACAACGCUGUCCGCUGUGCUGAGUACAUCAUCCCUUUACUGACCAAUGUGAAUGUGUCAGACAGAGCGGGCCGAACAAGUUUACACCACGCAGCUUUCAAUGGUCACAAAGAGAUGGUCAGUUUGUUAUUGGAGAAAGGGGCAACAAUAAAUGCUUAUGACAAAAAAGACCGCCGAGCUGUUCACUGGGCAGCCUACAUGGGCCAUGUUGAGGUGGUCAAGUUGUUAGUGGACCACGGAGCAGAGCUCAAUUGCAGGGACAAAAUGAUGUACACACCAUUACACGCAGCUUCAGCCAGUGGUCAGAUUUCAGUGGUUAGAUUGCUCCUGGAGCUAGGGGUGGAAGUGGACUCUGUGAAUAUCCAUGGGAACUCCCCCCUCCACAUUGCUUGCCUGAAUGGACAGGAUGUUGUGGUUAGCAAGCUGAUUGAAUUUUCAGCCUCAGUGAAUGCUGUCAACAAUAUGGGGAUGACACCUCUACACUUUGCUGCUGCCUCAACACAUGGAAGUAUUUGUCUAGAAAUUUUAGUUUCUGAAGGUGCUAACACGAAAGCACAAAGUGUAGAUGGAAGAACAGCGCUACACAUGACUGCACUGCAUGGCAGAUUUACUCGGGCGCAGAGUUUAAUAGAUCAUGGAUGUUUGGUGAAUGCUUGUGAUAAACUUGGUAAUACAGCUCUCCAUGUAGCUGCUCGUUAUGGUCAUGAACUGCUGAUCAGUACUUUACUAGAGGAUUCAGCUGAUUUAAUUCAAAGAGGUCAUAUGGGGAUGUUACCAAUACAUAUAGCUGCUCUGAAUGGAUAUGUUGACUGUGUUAAAAAAUUACGCUCGGCCAUGCCAGCAUUUGACAUCAACAUACCAGACGAUGCUGGAAGAACAUGUCUCCAUGGUGCUGCUUGCAGUGGAAAAGUGGAGUGUGUUGAAUAUCUUUUGAAUGAAGGAAGUAAUCUAGCACUUCAGGAUGCUGACGGCAGGACUCCUCUGCAUUAUGCUUCAGCUCAUUGUCACAGCCAGAAUGUCUUGACUUUGCUGAAUGCUGGCAGUGACGUCAACACUGCCGACAGCCGAGGAUGUACUCCAUUACAUUAUGCUGCGGCCAAUGACGUUGAUGCAAAGGUGGUAGAGAUUUUGCUGCAGCAUGAUGCCAGACCAGGACUUCGAGAUGAUGAGGGCUAUAAUGCUGUUCAUUAUGCAGCUUUAAAGGGACAUAAGUUAUCACUUGAAAUGUUGCUGGAUGUGGCAGCCACAGAUUUGUUGAGAAGUGGAGCUCCAUACUCUCCUGGUCACCUAGCGGCUUACAGUGGUCAUCAUGAGGCUUUAAAAGUUUUAUUGACAUAUAUGAUGAACUUGGACAUUAAGGAUGUUAAUGGUCGUACAAUGUUGGAUCUGGCAUGCGCUAGAGGUCAAUCUGAUUGUGUGGCAUUGCUUCUCGCUCAAAAUGUAAAUAUUUUAGUCAAUGAUAAUGUGACUCGAAGGACACCCUUACAUGCUGCUGCGAUCGGAGGUCACGCCAGAUGUUUGAAUUUAUUACUGGAUGCUGCUGAUGAUGGGAAUAUUGUGGAUUGUACAGACAUGUAUGAUAGAACUCCUUUGAUGUUAGCUGUUGAGUUUGGUCAUGUGGAGACUACAGGUUUUCUCUUACGUAACAAUGCAAUAGCUAAUGUUCAAGAUUCUGAUGGUAGGACAGCUCUCCACAGAGGUGCUGCUAAUGGUCAUGAUGACUGUGUGGAAGAAUUGAUUAGAGCUGGAGCUGAUUUGACCUUACGAGACAAUCAAGGUCGCACUGCAGUUCACAUGGCAGCCUUGUGUGGUCACAUGACCUUGCUAACAAAUCUUUUAGCUGCUGGUCCCAUAGAUAGGUUAGAUGAUCGUAGAGGCUAUACACCUCUUCACUAUAGUUGUUAUAAUGGCCAUGACAGUUGUGUUGAAAUUUUGUUAGAUUACGAUUCUAUGAAAAAGUUCACUGGGAACCCCUUCUCCCCCCUCCACUGUGCUGUGAUAAAUGGGAAUGACGCUUGUACAGAAUUGUUGCUGGAUACUCUAGGAGAUGGGAUCAUUAAUUUACAAGAUCGUAAAGGUCGCACCCCACUCCAUGCCGCUGCCUAUUCCGACCAAGGAGACUCUAUGCACUUGCUGUUAAAUCGUAAGGCGGAUGUCAAUAUUCGCGACAACUCAGGGAAAACGCCAAUUAUGUAUGCUGCUGCUAAUGGUCAUGUUUCUGCUGUGGAGUUACUGCUGGAGUAUGGGGCAGACUUGACCAAGUCAGAUAAUGAUGGAAACACUGCCUUGCACCAUGCUUGCUUUCAUAGUCGCGAAGAUAUUGCUUUACUUCUUUUGGAUAAGAUUGAGGAUUCUGUCACCAUCAAUAUGGCUAAUACAGAAUUGAAGACACCCCUGCACAUAGCUGCUAGAAAUGGGUUAGUGCCAGUGGUACAAGACUUGAUUGCUAAAGGAGGAAGUGUCUUAGCUCUGGAUGAGAAUGGCUACACUCCUGCCUUAGCAUGUGCUCCAACGGCUAAAAUUGCUGAUUGUCUAUCUAUUAUUUUGGCCCAUAUGCCGUUUGCUACCACAUCUAACCAUGUGAUGCCUAAAUCUACAAGGUUCAUGGCUUCAACUCCCGCUUUUGGUGUCACCAAACUGAUGGAUGGACCAGAUUCUCUGACAGUCAGCAUCAUGGGAGCCCAGGAUAUGAAAGACCAUUCAGGAUCACUUCCCAGCUCAGAUUCUGAGUUCUAUUGACUCUCUUAGUGACUCCAGCAUCACAGCUAACCAUGCCCGGCGGACCAUAAUUCAACAGAUCUUUGAAUGGUCUUCAGUGAAAGACGCUGAACUGACGAGUCCAUUCAAUGUGCUUGGUUCUACGAGUCAAAGAGUUGAAUUUAUGAGCUGGGCUUAGCAGUCUGCAGAGGAUGAAAGCCCCAGAUGAGUUGAUAGUAUUUGCAGAAAAAUAGGUUGAACUUGUGUUAGAUCAACGAUGGUAAAAUACUGUUUUAGAAACAUUAACAUAGAUUUUCUAUGAGAUAAAGUAGACUUGCAAUGAAGGUAAAGAGCGGUCAAAAAAAAAAAGAAUGUACAAGUGUACAUUGGUGUUUUUUUGUUUGUAUUAAAGAGCUUCUCAUUCUAGCCAGUAGUCUAACAAAUUUUUAACUAUUUCUAUCACUUUUUUUUGUUUUUUUUAGCCUGAAAUUAUUUAUAUAUUGUUUAUAAAUAUUUAUAUAUAAUAUUUAUACAGUCACUUAUUAAUGAUACAAAAAUGUAUUAAUAAAGAAAAACCGAAUGGCUAUAGUCAGGAGGUAGAGGUGAGGAACAAAAUAGUUUGUGUUGACCAGCGACUUGUUUUAGGAAUUGGAGGGGGGUCAUCUAAUUUUUUUCCCCCUAUGUCUUGUGUGUAUGAUUCUGUUUCCUGUUUUCUGCCAGACCUGUUUAUCAUAAGCAAUUUUGUUACAUGUUUUUUUUUUUUUGUUCAUUAAUAGAAUUUGUACCAAGUUCCAUAGAGGAUCUUCUAAACCUAUUCAUAAUAUACUUUUUAUUGUUAGUGUGAAAGUUCAGUCAAACCUGGUUGCGUCACAUAUUUCUUUCUAGAUCUAAGCAAUACAAAAACACAGCGGGGAAAAAAACCCAGCAACAAUAAUUUUUUAAAAAUACUUAUGCAUAAUGUUACUUGGCAUUCAAUGUGUAAUUUCAGAUAAAUAAAAUGGACCAAAUGAAAUGACAUUCAAAUAGUCUCGCUUUUCACAUUGUCAGCUUCUAAAAGAGGUUUUUCCCCAUUUAGAUGGUAUUUGUCAGUUAAGCUUAGGCUAUAGGGCUUAUUAAUAAUUGUAUGUAAUUUCUUUUUUAUUAUUCUUAUCAAGAUAAUUUUUCUUCAAUAGACAAAUUCUCAAGACACAUACAAUAUAGUGACAAGAAGGUCCCACUGCUGUUUACUCAAAUGCAUCUUUAGCAUAACCUUGUCAUUAAUUUAAAAUACUAUAAAGAUAACAGAAACUUAUAUUUUUCAAAUUGACACAAGAAUUGAUUCCAAUUGUGAGAAGAAUUUUAGGGAUUGGGCAAGAAAAAAAUAUGUAUUUGCUAGGAUAGUCCCCCUUUCCGACCUUAUGAUCUAUAGGGCAGAUGAUGUAAAGGUCAUCUGUUUCUGUGGCCCACGGUUAACGAGGGUGUCACCUGGCCAGCACAAUGACAAACCACCUUUAUUUUUCCCAACUAACAUCAGGUACCCAUUAGAGCUAGAUGGACUAGAUGCGCUCUAAAGAUCCCAAAAUUAAAAAUCCCAGGGUUUGAACCUUGGACGCCCCAGUUUGGAAGCCAAGUGCUUUACUACUCAGCCACCACAGGAGGAUAAGUUUGAUAAAAAGAGAUAAAAAGGCUAUUGAAGGAUCAUCUAAGAUUUCAGAAAAUCUAAUAAAAGAAAAAAAACACCAAAAAAUCUGGGUAUUUUAUAUCAUGGUUUGACUGUCUUUCAUUCUUGCAAUUUAGUCAGUGAAAUAUUUCACUGGGAGUUCCAACUUAUUGACACACAGUAUUAAGCCUACGUCAAGAAUGUUCAUUUCUUUGGCUUUGUUUUAUGUAAUUUUGGUUUGUGUUUCGUGCAUAUUUUUGUUUUUAUGUCUUGAAAGUUGUACAAAAUUGUAGCUUGGAGAGCUUUUAACACAUUCCUGUUCUUUAAACUGACAAACUGGCACCAAAUGUUUUGGCCUGACUUGUUUUACAAGUAUCUGCCUUUGUUCCCAUGUUAGUCCUGCACAAACUGUUUGCCUGUCCAAUGAUAUUGUCUACAAUGCAAAACGUGUAGAAUAAUAAAGUACACCAGAUUCAGCCUCAAAAGUCAAUUUUAAAAUAUAUUUAUAUCUAUUUGAUGCACACACGAUUCAUAUGUAUGUAUGAUGUAAAUAAAUCAAAAAAACAUUUUAAACCCAUUCAGUAGAAUACAAGAUCAAAAUUCAUUUUGCUUUCAUGUUCUUUUCACACAUUUAAAAUUUUGUUUUUUUAGUUGUUAUAUUAUUAGAAUAUUUUUUUUUGUUACCAUUCUUUUAGUCCUAUUGUUAAAGUCUGUUAUAUUCAUAUUUCAAUGAGUCCAAACAUAAACACUUGAAUGUUAGAUGUAUUAGAGAUUUCUUCUACACUUGUAGCUUGUAUUAAUCUAGCUCUUUUCUUGUCUUCCUGAACUCUACUUAAUCAGGUCUUCAAUUUGUUUGCUUAUUGAUUUUUCUCAUUGAGUGUGUGACUGAAGUUAUUCAGCCAUCUGAAAGGUGAACGACAAUAUAAAAAAACAUUAGGUUUAGAGUUUUGUUGACGAAGGACUUGUUUAAUAUGACCAUAAUACUGGGAGUUACAUAAUACACAAUAGACAUUCAGUUCAUAAUUAGUCUUGGGAUUCACCUAGCCAGUCUCGACACCUGGCUUUUCUUGUCAUGUUAAUAGAAAGAUCUUAUUCUGGUUUCUACUUGCCACUGUCCGAUUGUAUUUGAAUCAACCAGUGGCAUGACUCAGACAACGACUUUGAUAUUAAUAAAACAUUUGUUAGAGUUUUUUUUUUCUAAAACAAAGAAUGUUACUUACCAUCAUCAAAUGGCAUUUUGAUAAUUUAAUACUUUGAGCCUUUCUUUACGCAUGUAGCUUUUAAUCAUCUGAAAUUGUCUGCUAGGCAGCAGUUGCUUCAUUUUGGAAUUGCUAUACGUUUUAUCAGGCCAGAUAUAGUGUUAAAGCACUCUUAUUUUGUGACAGCUGUUUAGUUUAACUUUCUAGAUACCUCAACCUGGAUGACCACAAACCAGUUGGUCAGCAGGUUUUUAUUUAACACGCACAGCCCUUUCGUCUAGGAGCCAUUCCCUCUCUACCACCAAGGGAUGCACUUAGUAGAAGAUGGGGCAUUCCCCAAGAGAUGAUGGGAUGGUGUAUUCCCCAAGAGAUGAUGAUUACUUUCACCAAAAGAAAUUUAAAGAGAAAAUGGAAGUGUCUUCAAGCUAGUUAGUUUAUGUUGAAUUAAAAACAAUAAAUAUUCCUUCGAACUGAAUAUAGCACAAUUUUUAAUCUCUAAGUCUCCUUUCUACUUGUAGUAUUUCAUAACAAUGUGCCAUCUCUUACGAUGUAGAAUUAAUGUUUAAUACUGAUAAAGGAAUACUGCUUUAGUCACGUGUAAUUCCACUAGCUUUAAAGCCCAAUGAGUCUUAGUAGACUAUAUGGACAUGUGGCAAAAGGUCUGAUAAGUUAGUAACUGCAUGUGCGUCUAUGGUGCCAGGUAGUGAGUGUAUUGACCUCAAGUUGACUUGUACAUCUUUUUAUUUGAUCAAUUUCUGCCUAACGCUACAACCACAUUGCUCACUUGAGUGGCCGCACUCACUAAUCAUAUAUAUGCAAGCGUGUCUCAUGAUUUGCUCACGUUGAUCUAGAGUUUACAUAGACUGUUUGAGAUCUUGUGUGUGUGUAUCAGAACUCCCUGUGCCUUUAAGUACAUGUGCAUUAUCAUCUUACUUACAGUAGAACAGUGAUAUCAACAGCGUUGACUUUUACAGUUAGACGUUGAGUCAUUGAGAAGCCAUUAUUUGUCCUUUUUUUUGGGGGGGGGGCAUUUGUUCAAACUGUUAGAACAUCAAGCAGCUUAUAACUUGUACCUAGUUCUUGGGAUUGAGCCUAUCACAUUAUCUUCAUUUGCAGUCUCCUCAUUCUAGAAGAGACAGAAAUGCAAGUUUAACAGGCUUCCAAUGUAACAUACUGGUACUCUAGUCAUUAUCUUAUCAUUUUGCCAUACCUGGAUAUUAUACAAAAGCCAAUUAUUUUAAAUGAUAAUAGUUUGUAUAUCUAUAUAUAUGUCAGUCAUCUAUUAUCGACAAUGUGGUUAAAAAUGUAUUAGUAAAAAUAGUACACAUACAUUUUUUUUUCAACAUACCGGUAGUCCCUUUGCUUUCCAAUGUGCUUUAUUGAUCAUAGCACAAGCUUUCUAAAGCCCUCAUAAAAGAAGGUUUUGGGUUGAGCUGCGAGCCAGGAAUGCAAGGCAUCGUUCCCUGCUUCAGUUAGGGCCCCUUAAUGCCUCUCAGAGUGGACCAAACAAGUGAAGUCUGUCAAGCCAACACACUGUUCUGAAUGUAUUUUAUUUCAUUUCAGCCCCUGGUAAACCUUCCGACCACAAAAAAUAGAUCACUUAACAUUGCACUUCUUUGGUGCAAACAGAGAUCGGAGCAGCUGUGAUUCAUGGCAUACAGCGACAAUGGAACCUUGCAGGAACUAAUCUGUGCAGACAUAAUAUUUAACCAUGCCUGGGUCAUCUAUCUUUCACCACAAGGACAAUAAACUUACCCUCUUAUAUUUGUACUAAUUGGUUACAACGAAGUAUGGCUCCUGGUGACUUUGUUCUAUCACUGUUCUACUGUACAUCUAUAGACCUAAAAGAAAAGUUUACGUUUGAUCACAUUUGUCCUAGUUUAGCUUUAAAAUGUAUGUUUUUAACUUGUGUGUCUGGCAUUUUAUUUGUAGAGUUGAUGGCUGUCAGUUGAUUUGAUGCUGAAAAUCUAUUGUUUAUAACUGAUUAGAUGAGAAAGCAACUGACAGAUUACAUAUCUCUCAAAACUAUUUUUAUGAGGAUAUUUGAAUGAACAAAACUAAGAUAAAAACAUAUUCUUGAAUCAAUUGCAAAAAAUAUGUUAUGAUAACUUCUUUUGAGAAAGGAGCUAAAAAAUUUUUACAAGUUGAAAUUAAUUUUAAGAUUUUUUCAACAAUCAGAUGAUUCUAUUCUCAAUACUUUCGACUUUUAUUUUUUAAACUAACUGCACCAUUUGAUAUAAACUUUUUGAGAAUUUUCAUUUGGUUAAUUCUGUUUCUUAAUUUAAAUUUUUCAAAGAUUAUUCAAUAUGAAAAGUGAAAAAAUGUAAAUGGUAAAAUGUAGUCUUCAUUUAUCUAUAAUUUCAAAUUAUUAUUUAUCUGUCAGCAUUUAGACUGAGUUCUUUAAAUCUAACCUAGAAUGUAAUCUUAAUGUUUUGACUUCUUCAUUUAUGGGUCUCUUAUUUCAGAUAUCUUGGUAGAGAAGUUAUGUUCCUGUCUUCCAUCUGAAAGUAAUUUUCUUUUAGGCUUGUCUAUUUCUUUACUUCUCUUUCUCCUAAAAUGAUGUAGCUUGUGGCUGCCUAGCUCUUCGGUAGUCUGAUAAGAAGAUUGCUGUCUCAGCUUUCUGCACUGACCUUUAGAAUGUUAGUUAUUCUUAUACGAUUUAAAAAAAAAAAAAACAGCAAAAAAAAAUUUGUUUAGACAUAAGAACUUAUCCCUACCUUUUUUUUUUUUAAGAUGUUCAGAUUCAGUUAUUAGGAAACAAAAUGAAUGAAACGAUCUGGACAUUGGUCCUGCGUGGUUCAAUAGAAUGAGAUUGAAAUUAGUCAAAAGUAUUAGUGUAUGCAUAUUAGAAAACUUGUAUUGACCUGUCUCUUGCAUUCUAAACUACAGCAAAUAUAUUCGCUUAAUAUUGUCAGAGGCACAAGAAAUACUUAUUGCAAAGGGACAUAGCUCAUGAAUUGAAACUAAGCCUCUCUCUCAGCAGUAAGAUAAAACUAGAACUUGUUUUUUUUUUUUUUUUUCACUUUCUAAUUCAAAAAUCAAAACCUGAUACAGUGUAAACAAGUCUAUUACUUACAGCCUGUCAGCCCUAUUGGAGUAUGGGUUACAAACAUAGUCCUGAACAAGUCUAUUACUAACAGCCUGUUAGCCCUAUUGGAGUAUGGGCCACAAACAUAGUCCUGAACAAGUCUAUUACUUACAGCCUGUCAGCCCUAUUGGAGUAUGGGCCACAAACAUAGUCCUGAACAAGUCUAUUACUUACAGCCUGUUAGCCCUAUGGGAGUACGUGCCACCAACAUAGUCCUGGGCCAUCUAGUUCCAGGUGUAUCCAAACUGUCUGUCUCGAGUGCUUUCUGUCUCUCUGACUUCGUGGCAACCAUAUCCUUGUGAUGCUAGUUGGCGAUUUGUGCAAGUGUGUGCCCAAUGCAGCCCCCCAUUUUCUCUUUCUGAUUUCUUCUUCUACAGGAGGUUGGUUGGUUCUUUGCAAGAGGUCACUGUUGCUGAUGGUGUCUGGCCAACGAAUAUGAAGGUUUCUUCGUAGGCAACUGUUGUUGAAAGUUUUCACUUUCCUAAUGGCAAUUUUAGUUGUUCUCCAGGUCUUAGCUCCAUAAAGCAAAAUGGCCUUAACAUUUGAGUUGAAGAGACAAAUCUUUGUUGUCAGGGAAAUUUCUCUUGCUGUCCAUAUGAAGGCGACCCUUGCUUUUCCGAUUCUUGCCUUGACAUCAACAUCUGUCUCAUGUAUGAUGCUACCCAAGUAGGUGAAGGAUUUUACUUUCUCCAAGGGACAGCCAUUUAAAGUGAUGGAUUCUCUGCUAGCUGGGUUUAAUCUUCAUUAUCUUUGUCUAAUCCAAAAACAAGUCUCUACAUUAGUUUAAAUUUUUGUUUUUUUUAAUUUAUAAAUAAUAAAUCUAUAAAAUUGUCUCAUGAGACAUUGACAUGGUAUAUGUUCAAAUAUAACGCAUUUUAUGGACAAGAAAUAACUACUACUUUAAUCAGGCUUUUUAUUAUGCAAUGCCAACAUUUUAUCUUUCAUUUUAACUUCCUCCUGUGUUUACCUUUUUUUUUUUGUCACUAAGUGCAAAUGCCAAUAAUCAUGUUUUCUAUAGAUUUAAAUUGUUCUACACCAGUUCAGUUUUGAAGAGUCAGGAUACCUUUGUCAAUGUGUGUGAUAUAUGCAUGUAUUUGCCAGAAAGGAAAGUCUUCAUUAGCCACUUUAAUGGAAUAGUAAUUAUUUAUAUCAAUUGUAUCUUAUAAUGUCCAUAAAUUAUCUACAAAGUGAUUUUUGAAAUGAAUAAAAAAAAAUAUAGCAUAUAAGUGUU
Messenger RNA from Biomphalaria glabrata, 10451 nucleotides. Its product is annotated as serine/threonine-protein phosphatase 6 regulatory ankyrin repeat subunit A-like. Bases 217 to 3336 code for a protein of 1039 amino acids. NCBI's taxonomy places the organism in Eukaryota, Metazoa, Mollusca, Gastropoda, Planorbidae. Gene Ontology annotation, molecular function: protein binding. The record is from RefSeq and is a predicted model, not a curated record. The transcript has 27 exons.